Messenger RNA from Mycena citricolor, 3556 nucleotides. The record is from the annotation of a GenBank genome assembly. Lineage: Eukaryota; Fungi; Basidiomycota; Agaricomycetes; Agaricales; Mycenaceae.
CCGCAACGCGCUGCUUGCUCGUCGCGCUGCCGCACCCUCCGCACACGACGCGCUCAGCCCCCAGCCACUAUGCACUCACGUACGCGCUCGAUCCGAUCAACUGAGGCGCCGAUGGACUUUGAGUUCACCUCCCGUCCUCAGACGACACCCGCCUGGGCUUCGUCCAGCGGAGAAGACGACCCUUCGACGCCCAAAAAACGUCCUCAUGAUGCUAUGACUCCAACGCCUCUAACGCCCUUGCACAACCCCAUCUUCGGUCAAAACCAGAACAUCCCGUUUAUCUUCGACACACCCACGCGUCCGCCCGCCGCACCUUACCCAUGGGCACCACCGGCCAGCUUCUCUCCGAUCAAGGCGUUUCCUUCGCCGGCACCCAUGCCCGAGGUCGAUAUGGGAGAAGCGAGUCCGCCAAAGCAGAGCGUGGAAGUGUCCAUGACGUCCGUGGAAGGUGGCAAGGACGGCAAGGGUGAGAACGAGAGCGAGGAUGGCAUUAUCGCUCCAAAUAGUAUGCGGAAGGUUGCCAUGGGGGGACUGCGGAGGAUCUUCAAGAAGCGGAUGCAAGAACCGCUUCCUGUCUCCAAGAUAUCCGAGGACCCGGCGGAGGGUGAUGCCUGGUCAGAGAGCGAGGACGAGGACCACAAUCAGCAACUGUUUCGUACGCCAAGGCGAGCGCGGACAUCUAAUCACUACACGCUCAAUAUGCCUGCGCCUGCGCCCCCACCAUCCGAUGUUCCAUACAUCCUGCUCGGAUAUCUGCAGUUUUUCUUCAAUCUAUCGUUGAUACUGCUAUUUCUGUAUCUGGCUGUGCAGUUCAUUUGGACUGUGCAACGAGAUGUCGAAGAAAGAAUAUCGGAGUAUUCUCUAGAUUUGGUGCAGGACAUCGCCAUGUGCGCUUUACAGCAUAGGAACAACUUUUGCGACAACCCUAUCCCGGCCGUUGCCGAUCAGUGUGCAGCCUGGGCAACAUGCAUGUCACGCGAUCCCACCAUUGUGGGAAGGGCCAGAGUCGGAGCUGAGAUGAUCGCGGAGGUCGUGAACGGGUUCGUGGAACCAAUCAGCUGGAAAACAUUGGCGAGUGAUAUCGAUUCUAUGUUUGCCGUGGAGUUCUCACGUAUGACGAAACCUUUUUCUGUGCUUCUUCCUUGACUUCCCUUUCGGAUCGCUCUCUCUCUCACGACGUCUUCGGUCGGUAAUUGCGUGUAUUUCCGCUGACGUUCUGGGUUGUCCCAAUCUGACUUGCGAUACGGCCCUGGACUUCGGCUUCGGCUACUUCUCGCCCACACGAAUGAUUGUGGUGCUUCUGAUUCUUGCCUCGGAUGCAUUCUCUUCGCGACUUCCCUCGGAUAUGCCAACAGGCAUUCACACUCAGCUCGCUUUCGUUCCUCACGGUCUUCGUGAACGCCCUGCUGUCGCUCUAUCGCUCGCGGCACGUCCCGCAUCCGGUUGUGAGUGCACCACAUCCUGCGCCGGCCUACCCGCAUCCUGCGCAGCACUUUGGGGGGUUCUUGUCCCCAGCGCCGACGCCGAGCUGGGGCCGCCGCCGCGAACAGGGGGUUCGAUGGGCGCCGGAAGAGGAAGUGGAGGCAACGCCGACCAGACGGAGACGGAUCGAGGGCGGGGCACUCAAAAUUCGAUAAUGGCCGCUAUGAGACGGUCUAGAACAUGGAUUGCUCUGGCUAUAUACAUAAGCUAUGGCUCUCAUUACCUACAGGAACCUACGGAAAUGGCAGUUAUUCACAGCACGGCAGCUUCCGCAUUGAACGCCACAUCCUUCUGCGAAGGACCCGGAACGUGGAUGAGCUAUAGUAAAGCUCAGCAUCGCUGGUUCGUUUCUACGCGGGCUGUGAUCGCAAGCCAAACGUGCGGGCUGGGCCGUCCAUCGAUCUCUGUCUUGACUCAUCUCGCAAUUUCCGUUCAGGGUUCAGGGCAUCGUCGGCGACCUGCCAUGCCAGUCCAUUUUAAGAUCCAGCUGAGGCCGCUUUCAACUUGGCUCAAGAUGCCUUUAUGACAUCCCCCUCGUUUGAGGAUCAUGAACUGGCUUUCAACCUCCAUAUGAUGGAAGGUUGCGUGACACGAUCCUUGCCCGCUGUUACGGGACCAAGUGCGGGGAAAUUCCGCCUGGCCUCGUGGGAAGACGGGAAAUCUGCCAUUUCCGGUGCCGCGGCUGUCACAGGGCUGUGCAUCGUUCCAUGAUCCGACACGAAUCGAUAACGGACACGCGAUGCGCGGAUUCAGGCUCAGAUUAAAACUCCGCCAUCGCGCCCGCCCGCAUCGUACUCCUUCUCUUCCUGCUUGGGUUUCUGGUGUGAACAGGACCGUCGGAUGACCCGAGGGAACCAGCGAGAUCAAGACCGCGCGAAGGCGCAAAAGAAGGCAGCUGCGAGCAAGACUAAGCCAAAAGAAAGCAGCAGUUCUCUGGCCAAGCGCAAGGAGGCAGACGCUGACGCCCUGAGGGCUAAGCAGAAGAAAAAAGAGGAGGAGAAAGCAGCAGGAGGGGCGGCAGGAGGAGGGAAAUAACGUCUGUGUUGAGUGCCAGGAUACCUACGUGUCACUUGCCUCUUUCAAUUCCAUUCUUUUUUGCUCCGAAGAACAUCCAUCCAAGAGUUCCCCGUCCGGCUCGCCGUCUUACUCCGUUUUACCACGGCCAUGUGUGUGGGGCAAAUUGAGUAGCCGGUCGGACGACGGAAGAUGAUCAGAUGAAUGGAUGCAACCGACGACCGUAGCUCGAGUGCUUCCGACCGGAGACGUUGUCCAAGGAUCCGAGAAGAGAUGGAUGGAUGUCCAUGGAGGGACAUGUGGAAAUAGCCGAUGUCUCAGCGCGUCUGGGAUCCUGGCAACCACAUGCACAGAACAUACUUGGACUGCAUAUGCGGGAGAACACGGUGGCUGCGUGCCAAGUUACGUUGAAGGGAGCGAGGGUAACGAGAUUGGUUAGUUCUGAUGGAUGAAACUAGGCCGAUGAUGGGAAUGGUGCACCCUGCGGUCCCUGAUAUACCUUAUUUCCUGAAGCGCAUCUUGCAACUGGCGGGAGAUUAUUGAUCCCCGGAAUUGCCUGACAGCGUGCUCAGGGGUGCGUUUUCGUGAGAGGGGGGUCGUGUGGGGGGAGGGGGGUCUGGAGGACGGCUGACCGCUCGAAGGGAGUCGAAGGCAUGUUCACCAGACGCAUAUCUCCGCAAAGCUUGCUUUGUAGAAAUCAAGAACACACGUUGUAUCACAGGGAACGACAAACGACGUGUCCGUUUGUUCUGUUUAUGAAACAAAAGUUCCGAGGGGUGUCAAGCUGUAUCAUAACAGUUGACAAGAAUCAGGUGGGCGCAUGGGGCUACGUGCGGUGGCUGUGCCAGGCUGGCAGGUGCUGUGGAAACAAGAUUACGUAAUUGGGAAGAUGGAAUCGAAGACGAGAAGCCCGCUAGCCGCGGGUGCCGGUUGACAGCGACAGUUGAUGGAUGACGCCAGCGCACAGCCUCUGAUGGCAGCUUGUUUGUCCUUAAACAGCAAAGCGGCAUUCUUAGCUUCCUGUAACAGCACAGAAGACAUAAAUAGUUUUCUCGGGCGU